CGAGGACUCGGCGGAGCGUAUGGCCGGAGCCCGUUAGCAGAGUUUAGGUAGUUAGUUGGAAGUUUUGUUGGUGGGUGAGUGUGAGUGCAGCAGUGAGUGUGAGGGAGUGUGAGGGAGUGUGUGGGCUGUGAUUGUCAGUGCGGGGGGUUAAGAAGCUGCUGUGAGGCGGGUUGUAGCUGUAGCUCACUGGGCGGGUCGCUAGUUCCGCUCCGCCAUCGCAGCGCAGUCCGAGCCGCAGAACUUCACCAGAAAACAAACUUCACACCUCUACAACCAGCUUCAGCUGGAAACACCGACCCCCUGACCCCUGCCCCGACAGCCCCCGAGACCCCCAGACGCAGAAGCUGAAGACCCCUGCCGAGGAUCUGCUGGUCGGUGCGUGAAGCGCGGUAGCUCCGUGGGUGUGUGUGUUUAUCUGUCAUGUCCGAUAACGGUGAGCUGGAGGACAAACCCCCCGCCCCCCCAGUCAGGAUGAGCAGCACAGGCAGUAAAGAUGGAGCUCCAACCAAUCACAGCUCCAAACCCCUUCCCUCCGUCCCCGAGGAGAAGAAGCCCUCUCGCAACAAAAUCAUCUCCAUCAUCUUUCCUGCAGAGAAAGGAGGAAGAAAGAAAGAUAAAGAUAAGGAGAGGCCUGAGAUUUCUCCUCCCUCUGACUUUGAACACACUAUUCAUGUGGGUUUUGAUGCCGUUACAGGAGAAUUCACAGGCAUGCCAGAGCAGUGGGCUCGACUCUUGCAGACCUCCAACAUCACCAAAUCUGAGCAGAAAAAGAAUCCUCAGGCAGUGCUGGACGUCCUCAAAUUUUACGAUUCAACGGGCAACGGCAAACAGAAAUACCUCAGCUUUACAGAUAAAGAUGCUCCACCAGCAAUGAAGGGUUCAGAGCCGUCGCCCGGAGGUGCCAAGGAGUUUGAUGAUCAAGAUGAUGACGAUGCACCCCCACCUAUAGUUGCACCCCGCCCUGAACACACCAAAUCUGUUCUGACCCGACCCUCUAUGAUCGACCCACUACCCCUGCCUGCAGCCAGUGCUGACUCCGACGCCUCCAGAGCUGCAGACCGGCAGAAGAAGAACCCCAAAGGAAAGAUGACUGAUGAGGAGAUCAUGGAAAAACUGAGAACAAUAGUGAGCAUUGGAGACCCCAAGAAGAAGUACACUCGAUAUGAGAAGAUUGGACAGGGGGCGUCAGGAACUGUUUUUACUGCAAUAGAUGUUGCAACAGGACAAGAGGUGGCCAUAAAGCAGAUAAACCUACAGAAACAGCCGAAGAAGGAGCUGAUUAUUAACGAGAUUUUAGUGAUGAAAGAGCUGAAGAACCCGAACAUCGUGAACUUCUUAGACAGUUUCCUGGUAGGUGAGGAGUUGUUUGUGGUGAUGGAGUAUUUAGCUGGAGGUUCCCUCACAGACGUGGUGACAGAAACCUGCAUGGACGAGGCUCAGAUUGCUGCAGUAUGCAGAGAGUGUCUUCAGGCUCUGGAGUUCCUGCACGCUAACCAGGUGAUUCACAGAGACAUCAAGAGUGACAACGUGCUGUUGGGCAUGGAUGGCUCUGUCAAACUGACGGAUUUUGGCUUCUGCGCUCAGAUCACUCCAGAGCAGAGUAAACGCAGUACCAUGGUGGGCACCCCCUACUGGAUGGCCCCUGAAGUGGUCACUCGUAAAGCUUACGGCCCCAAAGUGGACAUCUGGUCCCUGGGAAUCAUGGCCAUAGAGAUGGUGGAGGGAGAACCUCCGUACCUCAAUGAGAAUCCUCUGAGGGCAUUAUAUCUUAUUGCCACUAACGGCACCCCUGAGCUGCAGAACCCAGAGAAACUUUCCCCUAUUUUCCGGGACUUCCUGAACCGCUGCCUGGAGAUGGAUGUGGAGAAAAGGGGUGGAGGCAAAGAGCUCCUUCAGCAUCCUUUCCUGAAACUGGCCAAACCUCUGUCCAGCCUCACUCCACUCAUACUUGCUGCCAAGGAUGCCAUGAAAAACAGCCGCUAGCGGUGGAAACGGCCACGGUGCCAAUGCCUCGCCCAUUUCUGCUGCCAGUCCUUUUGUGGACCUUUCCCUAUCCAGCCUUCUGAAUGGAACCCCACCGCCCGGCUCAGAGGAUAUCAGCGCCUGGGCCCAGAGCGGCUGAUCUGCACAAUCAUGACUCCCAGACCCCACCCAAAAGCCUUUUACCCAAACCUCCUUUUCCACACUCCACCCCCAAAACUCCACCCUAACCUUCACCCUACAGUCUGCCCCAAAACUCCACUAUAUAACCCACUCGAACUUCGCCCCUUGUCCACAUCAGUGUUCGGUGUUCCAAGAAGCACCAACUCGAGCCCUAAAACACACCAGAGCUGCAAACAAACCCAAAAACUGAACUGUUUAUAUCUGGACUUUUCUGUGGUCUGUCAGUUUGUUCUGUAAUCAGCUGUGAUCACGAUUGCCUUGGUUUCAUCAAUUUACCUGAUUGAUUGGUUAGUGGGAUUCUGUUUCUAUGCUGAUCAGUCUUCACGUCACCCUUUAUUAAAUUAGCAUCGAUACUUGAAAUCUGGCCCCUGCACCCCUAAAAGACCAUUGACUCGUGCCUAUGACCCGCCUGCCUUAUCCUCCCCAAACACGAAAACGUAUUUUGCUGUAUGAAAUGAAAUCUGAUUUUCUGUUUGAUUAGAGGUUGUUUUAGGAAGAACCUAAUAAGUUUAAAGUAUUAAAUUGUUUUGUAUAUUAUGUACUUUCGUAGCAAACCGUAAAUGCAAACAAACAAACCUGAAUCUGGACCUUUUUUCACUAGCUGUUUUAUAUUUGUUUAUGUAUUUUAUAUUUGAACUAACAAUCUGACAAAAUCCUGCAUAUUAAACUAUUUUCCACUGUUGUGUUAGUAAUAAUAAUUGCUGUAUUUCUGUUAAUGUGACAUCUAAUGAGUUUUACAGGGGAAGCUACAUUUUAGUCAAAAAUGACUUUGUAGUAAAAACAAAACAUUCCAGAUACAUCAGCAUUACACUUCCGGUCUUCCCACUCGACCAGGUGGCUUUUUAAAGGAUGAAACCAGUUUAAAACAUAUUCUUUGUAAGUUAUUAAAAAAGACUUUGGUCA
This is a messenger RNA of Astyanax mexicanus (Mexican tetra), 3066 nucleotides long. It is a transcript of the gene pak2a, whose product is annotated as p21 protein (Cdc42/Rac)-activated kinase 2a. Gene Ontology annotation, biological process: regulation of axonogenesis; regulation of MAPK cascade; intracellular signal transduction. Gene Ontology annotation, molecular function: ATP binding; protein serine/threonine kinase activity. The transcript has 14 exons. Bases 421 to 1983 code for a protein of 520 amino acids. NCBI's taxonomy places the organism in Eukaryota, Metazoa, Chordata, Actinopteri, Characiformes, Acestrorhamphidae. Gene Ontology annotation, cellular component: cytoplasm. The record is from RefSeq and is a predicted model, not a curated record.